GCUACUGGCAACGACGCUCCACUGAUGCAAGCUGGGCGAACCGCCGCUGCUAUGAGGAAGAAAGCUGGGGGAAUGGUAGCUGCAGACGUGUGGCUCCACGCACGCAGGGGCUACCCGCAGUUCGGCGCAGCGGAGGAGGAGGAGCUGGCGCUGCACACCUUCCUGCGAACCCUAACAGCGGAGCGGCUGCGCCAGCAUGUCCGCCUCAUCACACCCGUGGGCUGGCAUUGAGCAUGUGGAUUCUAACCGCAGACGUCGCGGCUGACAUUGGGCAUGUGGAUAGCGCUCCAGCGCACUAACUCCAAGGUACCCCACGGCACUGAACAGUGGAAAACAAUUAGCAAAAUACACAUGAGGACCAGUUUAUGCUGGAGGCGGAGCGAACAGAGAACAUCCUGGUGGAGCAGCCCACUCCACAGGAAGCUUUUCGUCCUUCGGUCAGGGCGGCCGACUGCGAGGAGGAGGAGGAGGUCCGUUUGGCUCGGCCAUCUCCUCGCGAGCGGCGACCAAAGGGACGGGAGGGCCGCUGCUACCGCCGCGACGAACCGGGCCACCAGGCACGCGACUGUCCAGCCCCGGCGCCCAAACCUCGAGCCCCCCAGCCGGCGGGAACCCUUGGCCUGGACCUUCUGACUCGGGUGCCAGUGUCGACGUGUCAGGGCCCACCAUCUGCCUCUCCAGCCCGGCAGGCACAGGACGACGGCCCAAAGAGCCCGCCGCCAAGCAGCUACAGCCCAGCUACGCGGCAGCAAUCCUUGCUGCUGCAAACUGGCAAAUCUUGCAGUCUUCCUAUCCAUGCUCUCUUUCUCUGGCAUCACCUGGUCUGGUUCUGUGGAGUCUACUUCACGGUUGGCAAGCUGUGGUACCAGACUCCACUUUUUGCUGCUUGUGGACUUGUAGGAACAUUUACAGUGACAUGUAUGGUGGUAGAAUCUGUUGCAAAAGUGCACUGAUUGAAAACGGGUGAUACAGUGAUUCCUUUUUGCGUCACUAUGUUUAAAAGACAAUGGUCAGACUCCACUUUUUGUUGCUUUCUCAUGCUGCUGUCUCCACCAUCAGCUUCUCCAGUACCGAUGUGUACACGUGAGCAUUUGCAUGCAAUCUGUCCAUCGAUGUUCUUUCCUACUUGUGGACUUGUAGGAACAUUUACAGUGACAUGUAUGGUGGUAGAAUCUGUUGCAAAAGUGCACUGAUUGAAAACGGGUGAUACAGUGAUUCCUUUGUGCGUCACUAUGUUUAAAAGACAAUGGUCAGACUCUGCUUUUUGUUGCUUUCUUAUGUUGCUGUCACCACCAUCAGCUUCUCCAGCAUUGAUGUGUACACAUGAGCAUUUGCAUGCAAUCUGUCCAUCGAUGUUCAUUCCUACUUGUGGACUUGUAAGGACAUUUACAGUGACAAGUGUGGUAUUAGAAUCGCUUGGAAAAGUGCACUGAAUGAAAACGGGUGAUACAGUGAUUCCUUUGUGCGUCACCAUUUUUAAAAGACAAUGGUCAGACUCCGCUUUUUGUUGCUUUCUCAUGUUGCUGUCUCCACCAUCAGCUUCUCCAGCAUUGAUGUGUACACGUGAGCAUUUGCAUGCAAUCUGUCCAUCGAUGUUCAUUCCUACUUGUGGACUUGUAAGGACAUUUACAGUGACAAGUGUGGUGUUAGAAUCGCUUGGAAAACUGCACUGAAUGAAAGCGGGUGAAACAGUGAUUCCUCCGUGCGUCUCUAUGUUUAAAAUACGACCGCAAAGUUCUGGAGGCUCCUCAGGAUAUCUGACUUCAGAGAUUCUGUUGGCUGGGCUGGUAAUUGAGUCACACAUUUUCAUUGUUUUGUUUGCAGAGAUUUGCAGAAAUUAAUCGUUAAUAGUAUAAUAUUUGAACUCAUUGUCAGCAGGGACCAUUACAAUUGCUAUCCCCAACCCCACAGGUCUGUAAACACGAAAUCCCCUAUCG
Anguilla anguilla (European eel) is the source of this 1937-nucleotide messenger RNA. RefSeq names its product translation initiation factor IF-2-like. The transcript is spliced from 2 exons. Lineage: Eukaryota; Metazoa; Chordata; Actinopteri; Anguilliformes; Anguillidae. The record is from RefSeq and is a predicted model, not a curated record. Gene Ontology annotation, molecular function: zinc ion binding; nucleic acid binding. The coding region runs from base 366 to 953 and encodes 195 amino acids.